Messenger RNA from Lobosporangium transversale, 2383 nucleotides. RefSeq lists its product as hypothetical. Lineage: Eukaryota; Fungi; Mortierellomycota; Mortierellomycetes; Mortierellales; Mortierellaceae. The transcript has 2 exons. Bases 47 to 2287 code for a protein of 746 amino acids. The record is from RefSeq and is a predicted model, not a curated record.
GUCAGGGACUGGUCCAGUUCUUGAAGAUCCACAACAAUCAGCCUAUAUGACCACAGCAUCUAAAGCCAUGCCACACUAUUUCUCCACUUGUUCUUUUCCUUCUUCCCCUUCAUUUCCAACCACCUCCUUGAAUCCACCUGUGAACACCACCACUGAUACCACUGAAAACAACACCGAAAUGUUCAAUAGCGAGUCUCUAAUAGAGAGCGUAAAAGCUACAACAAAAACAACUGCAGUUACUGCAACUGCAACACCAAAUUCAACAGCAACUAGAAAAUCAAUGAAUUCCACUUUUUAUCCUACUACAACUACUUCCUCUCCAUCACCUACUUCUUCUUUUGCACGUAACUAUAACAGCUAUAACAAUUACAACUACAACUACAAUUACAUCUACACCAAUAAUAAUAACAGCCUCUUCAUGUCAGCUGACACUCAACCAAUAUCUACAACGUUUCCAAAUGAGAGACAAGUGUUUCAUCACUCAUUGCCACCACAUCAACAAAUAGAGUAUCAAUCCCAACUUCAAUAUAAACAGCAAUAUGAACAACAGCGGUUUGUAGAACCAAUGGAGCUGUUUACAGAAAUGAAUUCCCAUUAUCGGAAAAGUCCACCGAUGCCACCGAUCUCGAUUAAAAUCCCUGGUCAACAAGCUCCCUUGCAGAUCCGAGGAAGUCUUGCCAUCUCUAGUCUCCAACGGCAACAACAGCAAAUUCAACAACAGCAACAACGAUUAAAAGCAAAAGAAAAAGAAAAAGAAAGACUUCAGCAACAACAGUCAUUAUUAAAGCCCGACUCGAAUAAAUAUUUCAUAAGAGGAGGUGUAACAGCAUCUUCGGCUUCAACUUCAAGAUCAAGCUCUAUGAUCGGAUAUAGGUUACUCAGAGGUCUUUCAACACGAUUCCAUCCUCAUCAAGAUCAUUCAACAACAGAACCCAUUCCUGUUGUAGAGACUGUGGCCCAAGAAUAUGCAAGAACCAUCAAGUCCCUGUGGCAGAUGGUUGAAGACGAAGAGCUCGCCUAUCAGAUUGAUGCAGCUGCAACGGCGGCUCGUCAACAACAACUACGGAUAGAGCAACAAUGUCAGGCUCAGAUGGCAACAGCCUCUUCGUUGACUACAUCUGCCAAGACUCGUCAUAACUUCAUCUCCUUCCCUUUGCAUCCACUGCACUCUUCAAAGCCAGAACUCCUUACAUCUGUAUCUUCAUCUCCAUUCUUUCCUUCUUCCAUUCCCUCUUCUCGUUCCUCUUCUUCCACUUCGUCUCCAAUCUCAUCUAACCAUUCCUCCCCUCGCCCACAUCCUGAUCGUGUCAAUACCCAAGACAGUGACAACGACAAAGCCUCAACAAUUGAUCCCGAAAGACGAAUCUGUCGCGAACCUUGCUGUAUUCUAACCAAGCCUAACAGUGAUAUCAAUAGUGGUAACAAGACGCUGUCAAGUCCUUUACAGAGACAAAGACAGACAAUGCAGCCACAGCUCGACUCGACCAGUGAUGACUAUCCUUCCUGGUCAUGGAAUCGACCUUCGCCUCUGAUUCAUGCCUCCAACAUUAGCAACUAUGACGCUACUUCAUACCUCCCUGGCGCCGGUGAUGGUGGUGACAGUGAUGAUGAGUCCAACUCUGAUGAAGGCCGUGAACGUAAGAGACGCGAGCUUGAAGAAUUGGAACGUGAGCUCAUGGUCCUGGGUCUCCAGGGCUAUCAAGAUGCGUCUGAUGGUUUUGAGCUAGAGGUGCAGCAGGCGCAGCACGCACCACAAUUGCCAGGAGCUUCCCCUGCACAACAACAACAGCAACAACAACAGCAACAACAACAGCAACAACAGCAACAACAGACAACCGCUGCAGUAUCAAAGUCAGUCUCCCAGGCACAGUCGUCUAUGCAGCGGCCAUAUCAACGCCGACGACAGAAUAGCCUUACAUACGAGGAGCGCCGUCUUCAACAAGAUACCCGCUGGCAACAGCAGAUUACCAAACCGAUGUCUCCUACUUCAUAUAAGGGUCCAAAGACAAUUAAUUACCUUGACGGGAUUGAAUUGGAUGAAGACUCUGACGAGAACGAAGACACUGUUGUUCUAGCUGUAGCUCACCGAGUCUCUGUCCGUCACCAUGCAGACUGGUCCCUGCAGCAGAUGGGGGAGCGCCAGCAGGUGGCCUCGUGGGAUGUGACCCGAGGUGUUUCCUGGACGCCCAUGCCACGAACUCAACCACAGCUACAGCAGCAACAGAGAAAAUUAGCUCCCAAGUACUCUGAGGGACCCAUCACUUCGGGUAUGAUUAGUGCACGCUAAUCUACCCUGGCUCUCUUUUUAUUUUCUUUCUUUCCCUUCCACAUGUACUUUCUCACUUGUUCAUUAGUUCAUUUGUGUAUAAUUUCCCUCUUCCCC